Molecule: messenger RNA, 1032 nt
Organism: Symbiodinium sp. CCMP2592
Lineage: Eukaryota; Dinophyceae; Suessiales; Symbiodiniaceae
Source: the annotation of a GenBank genome assembly
AUGCUUGCAGCAGCAGUCCUUCUACAAGUGGUGGUGUCCUCGAAUGGCCAAUGGUCCGAGUCGAAGAAACUUGGAAGCUUUGAUACUUGGAAGGGAGCUGCCAUGUCAGCAGACGGCACCAACAUGGUGGCCAUGACUUCCACGUAUUUGUACACGAGUGCUGAUGGUGGGACAACGUGGGAGGAAAGCAACAGCUACAGCUCAGACUGGCGCCACGUCGCUAUGUCAUCUUCUGGCAACAAAGCGGCCGCCGUCUCUGAGUUCUACUUGGCUGUUGCUAGCCUUCCCAAACCCACGUACCAAACUCAGGUGCCCUGGGAGCUUGGUUCAAGUUCAGACGGGAGUCUCGGAAGAAAUUGGGCGGGAGUUGCCGUGUCUGCGGACGGCACCAAGCUUGCGGCCGCGUCAAACUGGGGCGGGCUUUGGUUGAGUUCUGAUGGUGGACAGACGUGGAGUGUCGCUGCAGGUGCAGGACCAUCCGACCGCGAGUUGUGGCAGGAAGUCGCCAUGUCAUCGGACGGCAGCAUACUUGCAGGCAACAUCAUGUGGAAAGGCGUGUGGAUGAGUUCGGAUGGUGGCACAACCUGGAGCCAAGUGCUUGCCGUAGAACAAGAGUUUAAAAGUCUUGCCAUGUCAGCAGAUGGCACGAAAAUGGCAGCCCUCAGCCUCGCUUACCGGCACCCCAUCUGGCUGAGUUCCGAUGGUGGUUCGAGUUGGAACGAAGCCAAAGUUGAUUUCGAGGCCAAUAGCAUUGCCAUGUCAGCGGAAGGCAUCCGCAUGGCAGCUGCAGUGAGCAAUGGAUUCCAAGGUGCACUCUGGAUGAGCGAAGAUGCAGGUUCGACUUGGGCGGAAAUCUCAUCACCAGGGCUUCCUGCAAGAGAGCCAUGGGUACACGUUGCCAUGUCUCCGGAUGGCAGCAAGAUUCUCGCACACAUUGAUUCCGGCGACGUAUGGCUGAUCUCCCGGUCAUGCGUUUCGAGCGCCGUGGCACCGGCAAUGCUUGUGAUGAUUUUGCUGCGGCAUUUCUGCUGA